AUAGAGAGCCUCCUGUGUGGCACCUUGAGGGUUAAACUUUUGUUGCAGAGACAGAGUAUCAGUGGCUUUCCAGGAAGAUAUAAGCCCCGAUUUAGAAACUGCCAUUUCUAAAAGGUAAGCCAAACAUAAAUUAGUUUGCACUGCUUUCUAUGAAAGGGAUAACUUGCCGCUCCCACUGUCUCUGUGUUAGUUUGCUUCUCUCUGUGCGGGCAGCCUGUCUGUCAUCUACAUAAUGUAUAUAUCAGGGCGAGGACCUUCACUCACAGCUAAUAAAAACCUCAGCGCAUGACAGAGGUGUCUUUUACUAUGGAUCCGUCUUACAAUAGGUCUCAAUUUACCGUGUCCCGUCAAUCAAAAGGGAAGUGUUUAUCUUCUCAUUCGAAGGCAUCCCUUCUCCCUCUGUGCCCUAGCCCCUCCCCUCGUGCUAGUUUCCAGCCCCUCAAAGAUGCUUUGUGCAAGAAAGUGCAAGUUCCCUCGUUCUGGAUUUAUUGAUUUUCCCUCUUGCUCUCCUCCUGGCUCCCCCCCAAAGCAAGCUAGCGGAGCAAAUGGCCCGGGUUCUCCCCCAACGCCUGACUUGCGUUUACUGGGAGGAGAGCCGGAGAGGGAGCGUGCGUUCGGAGCACACUGCUCUGACUGCGACCACAGACUGUUUUGUGCAGGCUGUCCUUCUCCUUCAAAACGGUGCAUCCCCUCCCCGGAGCAGCAGGCAGUGUGCCUCCAUUCAGCCACAUUUGGUAUGCAUGAGCACGGCUGCAGGGAGAGGGGAGGUGGCUUUCUUAAGAAGGUUCGGUGGCUCAGGAAACGCCACUUGAGUAGUCUCCCAAGUUCCAGGAAGCCUCUGCCCUAAUGGAAUUUGCAGGUGUGGAGAUGACCAUGGGAUGCCAAGGCCGUGGGGGACCGUCUAUUUUCUAGGCAUUGCUCAGGUUUGCAAUUUUUGGUUUUCCCGGUGGAAUUUGGAAGGGGUCAUGAAUCAAACUGAUGCUCCUCGUCCCCUAAACUGGACCAUCCGGAAGCUUUGCCACGCAGCCUUCCUCCCAUCUGUCAGACUUCUUAAGGCUCAGAAAUCCUGGAUAGAAAGAGCAUUUUAUAAAAGAGAAUGUGUUCACAUCAUACCAAGCACCAAAGACCCCCAUAGGUGUUGCUGCGGGCGUCUGAUUGGCCAGCAUGUGGGCCUCACUCCCAGCGUCUCCGUUCUUCAGAAUGAGAAAAAUCAAAGUCGCCUCUCCCGAAAUGACAUCCAGUCGGAGAAGUGGUCCAUCAGCAAGCACACUCAACUCAGCCCCACGGAUGCUUUUGGGACCAUUGAGUUCCAAGGAGGUGGCCAUUCCAACAAAGCCAUGUACGUGCGAGUAUCCUUCGAUACGAAGCCUGAUCUCCUCCUACACCUGAUGACCAAGGAAUGGCAGCUGGAGCUUCCCAAGCUUCUCAUCUCUGUGCACGGGGGCCUGCAGAACUUUGAACUCCAGCCAAAACUCAAGCAAGUCUUUGGAAAAGGUCUCAUCAAAGCGGCCAUGACAACCGGCGCGUGGAUUUUCACUGGAGGGGUUAACACAGGUGUUAUUCGCCAUGUUGGGGAUGCCCUGAAGGACCAUGCAUCUAAGUCUCGAGGGAAGAUAUGUACCAUAGGCAUCGCCCCCUGGGGAAUUGUGGAAAACCAAGAAGACCUCAUUGGAAGAGAUGUUGUGCGGCCAUAUCAGACCAUGUCCAACCCCAUGAGCAAGCUCACUGUGCUCAACAGCAUGCAUUCUCACUUCAUUCUGGCUGACAAUGGUACCACUGGCAAAUACGGAGCCGAGGUGAAGCUAAGAAGACAACUGGAAAAGCAUAUUUCUCUCCAGAAGAUAAACACAAGAUGCCUGCCGUUUUUCUCUCUUGACUCCCGCUUGUUUUAUUCAUUUUGGGGUAGUUGCCAAUUAGACCCAAUUGGAAUCGGUCAAGGCGUUCCGGUGGUGGCACUCAUUGUGGAAGGAGGACCCAACGUGAUCUCCAUUGUCUUGGAGUACCUUCGAGACACCCCUCCCGUGCCAGUUGUUGUCUGCGAUGGGAGUGGACGGGCAUCUGACAUCCUGGCCUUUGGGCAUAAAUAUUCGGAAGAAGGCGGACUUAUCAAUGAAUCUCUGAGGGACCAGCUGCUAGUGACCAUCCAGAAGACUUUCACCUACACUCGAACCCAAGCUCAGCAUCUGUUCAUCAUCCUCAUGGAGUGCAUGAAGAAGAAGGAAUUGAUUACGGUGUUUCGAAUGGGAUCAGAAGGACACCAGGACAUUGAUUUAGCUAUCCUGACAGCUUUGCUCAAAGGAGCCAAUGCCUCGGCCCCGGACCAGCUGAGCUUAGCUCUAGCCUGGAACAGAGUGGACAUCGCUCGCAGCCAGAUCUUUAUUUAUGGGCAGCAGUGGCCGGUGGGGUCUUUGGAGCAAGCCAUGUUGGAUGCCCUAGUUCUGGACAGAGUGGAUUUUGUGAAAUUACUCAUAGAGAAUGGAGUAAGCAUGCACCGUUUUCUCACCAUCUCCAGACUAGAGGAAUUGUACAAUACGAGACAUGGGCCCUCAAAUACAUUGUACCACUUGGUCAGGGAUGUCAAAAAGCGAGAAUAUCCAGGUUUCGGUUGGAUCUAUUUUAAGGGGAACCUGCCCCCAGACUAUAGAAUCAGCCUGAUUGACAUCGGCCUGGUGAUCGAGUACCUGAUGGGCGGGGCUUAUCGCUGUAACUACACACGCAAGCGCUUCCGGACGCUCUACCACAAUCUCUUUGGCCCCAAGAGGCCCAAAGCCUUGAAACUACUGGGAAUGGAGGAUGAUGUUCCCUUGAGGCGAGGAAGAAAGACAACCAAGAAGCGAGAAGAAGAGGUUGACAUUGACUUGGACGACCCUGAGAUCAACCACUUCCCUUUCCCUUUCCAUGAGCUGAUGGUGUGGGCCGUCCUGAUGAAGAGGCAGAAGAUGGCCCUGUUCUUCUGGCAGCACGGCGAGGAGGCCAUGGCCAAGGCCCUGGUGGCCUGCAAGCUCUGCAAAGCCAUGGCUCACGAGGCGUCUGAGAAUGACAUGGUUGAUGACAUCUCCCAGGAACUGAACCACAACUCCAGGGACUUCGGCCAACUGGCGGUGGAGCUCCUCGACCAGUCCUAUAAGCAGGACGAACAGCUGGCCAUGAAACUGCUGACGUAUGAGCUCAAGAACUGGAGCAACGCCACCUGCCUGCAGCUUGCUGUGGCUGCCAAGCACCGCGACUUCAUCGCACACACGUGCAGCCAGAUGCUGCUCACCGACAUGUGGAUGGGCCGGCUGCGCAUGCGCAAGAACUCGGGCCUCAAGGUAAUUCUGGGAAUUCUACUUCCUCCUUCAAUUCUCAGCUUGGAGUUCAAGAACAAAGACGACAUGCCGUAUAUGUCUCAGGCCCAGGAAAUCCACCUCCAAGAAAAGGAACCAGAAGAGCCAGAGAAGCCCACAAAGGAAAAAGAUGAGGAGGAUAUGGAACUGACAGCGAUGUUGGGACGAAACAAUGGGGAGUCUUCCAGAAAGAAGGAUGAAGAGGAAGUUCAGAGCAGACACCGGUUAAUCCCCCUGGGCAGAAAAAUCUAUGAAUUCUACAAUGCACCCAUUGUGAAGUUCUGGUUCUACACUCUGGCGUACAUCGGAUACUUGAUGCUCUUCAACUAUAUCGUGUUAGUGAAGAUGGAGCGCUGGCCUUCCACGCAGGAAUGGAUCGUCAUUUCGUACAUAUUCACCCUGGGGAUAGAGAAGAUGAGAGAGAUCCUGAUGUCAGAGCCAGGGAAGUUGUUACAGAAAGUAAAGGUGUGGCUGCAGGAGUACUGGAAUGUCACAGACCUAAUAGCCAUCCUUUUGUUCUCUGUGGGAAUGAUCCUUCGUCUCCAAGACCAGCCCUUCAGGAGUGAUGGGAGGGUCAUCUAUUGUGUGAACAUCAUUUAUUGGUACAUCCGUCUACUAGACAUCUUCGGCGUGAACAAGUAUUUGGGCCCAUACGUAAUGAUGAUUGGAAAAAUGAUGAUAGACAUGAUGUACUUUGUCAUCAUUAUGCUGGUGGUACUGAUGAGUUUUGGGGUCGCCAGGCAAGCCAUUCUCUUUCCCAAUGAAGAACCAUCAUGGAAAUUGGCCAAGAACAUCUUCUACAUGCCCUAUUGGAUGAUUUAUGGGGAAGUGUUUGCGGACCAGAUAGACCCUCCCUGUGGACAGAAUGAGACACGGGAGGAUGGCAAAAUAAUCCAGCUGCCUCCCUGCAAGACAGGAGCCUGGAUUGUACCGGCCAUCAUGGCCUGCUACCUGUUAGUGGCGAACAUCCUGCUGGUCAACCUGCUCAUUGCCGUCUUUAACAAUACAUUUUUUGAGGUGAAGUCAAUAUCCAACCAAGUGUGGAAGUUUCAGAGGUAUCAGCUCAUCAUGACCUUCCAUGAGAGGCCGGUUCUGCCCCCACCUCUGAUCAUCUUUAGCCACAUGACCAUGAUAUUCCAGCACCUGUGUUGCCGAUGGAGAAAACACGAGAGCGACCCAGAUGAGAGGGACUAUGGCUUGAAACUGUUCAUAACUGAUGAUGAGCUCAAGAAAGUACAUGAUUUCGAAGAGCAGUGCAUAGAGGAGUAUUUCAGAGAAAAGGAUGAUCGAUUCAACUCGUCCAAUGAUGAGAGGAUACGCGUGACUUCAGAAAGGGUGGAGAACAUGUCCAUGCGGCUGGAGGAAGUCAACGAGAGAGAGCACUGCAUGAAGGCCUCACUCCAGACCGUGGACAUCCGGCUGGCGCAGCUCGAGGACCUCAUUGGGCGCAUGGCCACGGCCCUGGAGCGCCUGACAGGUCUGGAGCGGGCUGAGUCCAACAAAAUCCGCUCCCGGACCUCGUCGGACUGUACGGAUGCCGCCUACAUCGUGCGCCAAAGCAGCUUCAACAGCCAGGAAGGAAAUACCUUCAAGCUCCAAGAGAGUAUAGACCCUGCAGGUGAGGAGACCAUGUCCCCAACUUCUCCAACCCUAAUGCCCCGUAUGCGAAGCCAUUCUUUCUAUUCAGUCAAUAUGAAAGACAAAGGUGGUAUAGAAAAGUUGGAAAGUCUUUUUAAAGAAAGGUCCCUGAGCCUCCACCGGGCUACUAGUUCCCACUCUGUAGCAAAAGAACCCAAAGCUCCUGCAGCCCCUGCAAACACCUUGGCCAUUGUUCCAGACUCCAGAAGACCGUCCUCGUGUAUAGACAUCUAUGUCUCUGCCAUGGAUGAACUACACUGUGAUAUAGACCCUCUGGACAAUUCCAUGAACAUCCUCGGGCUAGGCGAGCCAAGCUUUUCGGCUACGGCACCUUCCACGGCUCCUUCAACCAGUGCCUAUGCAACCCUUGCACCCACAGACAGACCUCCGAGCCGGAGCAUUGAUUUCGAGGACAUCACCUCCAUGGACACUAGAUCUUUUUCUUCAGACUAUACCCACCUCCCAGAAUGCCAAAACCCCUGGGACACUGACCCUCCAAUGUACCAGAGCAUCGAGCGUUCCAAAAGUAGCCGCUACAUAGCCACCACACCCUUUCUUCUAGAAGAGGCCCCCAUGGUGAAAUCUCAUAGCUUUAUGUUUUCUCCUUCGAGGAGCUAUUAUGCCAACUUCGGGGUACCCAUGAAAACAGCAGAAUACACAAGUAUUACAGACUGUAUUGACACAAGAUGUGUCAAUGCCCCUCAAGCGAUUGCUGACAGGGCCACCUUCCCCGGAGGUCUUGGAGGCAAAGUAGAGGAUUCAUCUUGCUGCCAUCCUGAGCGAGAAGCAGAACUGAGCCACCCCAGCUCUGACAGUGAGGAGAACGAGGCCAGAGGCCGGAGAGCCACCAUCGCGAUACCUUCCCAGGAGGGUGAUAACUCAGACAGAACCGUGUCCAAUAACAUCACAGUUCCCAAGAUAGAGCGUGCCAACAGCUACUCGGCAGAGGAGCCAAGCGCGCCAUAUGCACACACCAGGAAGAGCUUCUCCAUCAGUGACAAACUCGACAGGCAGCGGAACACAGCAAGCCUGCGCAAUCCCUUCCAGAGGAGUAAGUCCUCCAAGCCGGAGGGACGAGGGGACAGCCUGUCCAUGAGGAGACUGUCCAGAACGUCCGCCUUCCACAGCUUUGAAAGCAAGCACAACUAAACCUUCCUAAUACGCAUUGCAGGAGGCUCAAGAAUCCAGCCCUAAAAUCCUCCCCGAACUCUACCUGUUCCCCUUCCUUGACACAUCCCUGCUUUAUUCUUAGCUGAGCGAAACAAGCAAUGCCUCGGGAGGUGUUAACUCAAAGGUGACUUCGGGGCCACCGAUCGAGAAAGCCUUUGGUCUGGCCCAGCGCCAAACACAGGGGCUUUAAGUCAUGCUCCCAAUUGAUGGGCAGGGAGGGGACAGAGGGAGGAGCAGGGUUGAGAUGAAUGUGUGUCAGUAGUCACUUCUGAAAGCCAUGAGCUCUGGGAAUGAAGGGGCUUCAAGCAUUCUCCAUGCCAGGAGGCAUCUUUCCGAUUCUGACCAUGAUCAAGAGUUUUAGGAUACAGGGCUAAGUUGCAAACUAAGAUAAAAUAAAGUAGCCAGCAUACAAAUGAGAUAUUCUAAACUUCAAUUCUGUUUUCUUUUCACAUUGGCUCCAUCACUGGUGACUGAUGAAGAGCAUCCUUUUUAUUCAGUAUAAGCCGGCAGCAAGCAGUUCUACCUAACGUCCCAACUCCUUCUCAUGCCAACACUUCUGUAAUUGAUCAUUAUAAAGAAAACACAAGGUAACAGUCAUAGUUCGCCUGUCUCUUAUAUAUUCACUUCUGGUGCCACAACUGUUUAUCUUUUUUGAAGAAAAUAAAGGGAAAAGAAAUGCCUUUUUGUAUUGCAAUCGAAAUGAAAGAAGAAUUGAGGCUAAACACAAGUGUCAAGUGGUUUAUUAUAUGCAGUGGGCAUUCGAGUAUAGUCAAGCAAGCUCAGGAUGAAUGUAAUUAAAUAACUUUAUAUUUUUUAAUUUAUUUUGUACCUCACCCAUCGUCAAGGAAGCCACUCACUGAAUAUGUGAUAGUGAACUCAAAGGAAAACAAAAAUAGUGGGCAGAACUCACCUAAAAUUGCCAUAUGGUAUACUGUUGUAUUCUCGCCAUUAGUGUCAUGUGCCAUGCUGCUGUGUGGCUGUCAUCAUUUGCAUGACUCUGCCAUGUCUUCUGAACAUCUCCAAGAUGUACCUGGAAAUUCUUCACACUACUCAUCACAUGACCAUUUUGUAUAUGAAGACCUGAUCACAUGUGGAUAUUUUCAUACCUAGAGUUUUGCCAUUUAAUCUGAGCUCAGCAUAAAUUUAAUUGGAGAUUUUCCAAGGGCUGGUAUCUUUUUUAUGGAAAUGUUCCAAAGUACUUUUUAAGGAAGUUUCAAAUCAUAAAUAACCUUAGAAUUGACUGCAAAUCUGGUAUCAACCCAAAGUCAUCAGUUGCAGGCAUACCAUGAAUAUUUUUCUUAUAUACAGAGCUAUAAAAAUGAUACAAUAGACUAAAAUGGAAAGCAAAUAAACCACAUAAAGACUUCUAUAGUAUAUGCUGCUUAUAUACAUAUAUAUGCAUUUACACAGACAUGUUUAUAUAUAGUAUAUAAACAGGCAUAUAGAGCUUUCUUAAGAGGCUUGGACCUUUUCUAUCACCUUGAGAUAUAACCAGGAUUUUUUAAUAUCCAAGAGUUCCACUGAAAGAGUUCAUUAUAUUAUGUUGGAUUUUGACAGGUGUUAAAAUUAUGACUUUUUAAAUCCCUAUGACCUUAGUUCCUCCUUGUACCAAACUAGACUGGCCAAAAUGACUGGCGACCCGCCCUCUGCUUUUCUGUCCAGAAGCACAUGCUGUGAUGACAUCUUAUUUAGUCUGGUUUCUUCUGCACAAAGUGAUUACGCCAAGUACAACCCAAAUUAGACAUGCAAUUCUAAGCCGGAUAGUAUUACGGACUCUUUAAUACAGGCUACUACUAGAUCAGAAUCUGGAUUUGAAGGGAGAUAAAUAAAUAUUGACCCUCAAAUCUUCAGAUUCCUACUUGUGUCACUGAUUUUUAAAAAGAAUAAAAUCUUUAAGAAAAAUGAUCUAAUGUUCUGGCCCACCCCAACACUAUGUGGUUCUCCUGUUUAGUUGUUGUUAUGAGCUCCAGAUUUUCUCAUUAUGUGAAAUCAAGUAAACACAUGGACAGAACCUCUAGCCUUCAAAUUUUUUUAACCCUCUGAACCAGUCUUUUGGAUAUGGAAAUAGUUAUGAGGCCACAUACAAAGAAUUAAAUAAUUCCUUUUCACUCUUUGGUACGUGGGUGAAUCGAAAACAAGCAACCAGCCUCCCUCGGAUGCAAUUGCUCUAGAAAGGCUUACAUUUUUACUGAGCCCCACACUGGCUGUUUCCCUUUCAGCAAACAUGUAUUUGGUCUGAGAAUAAAUCAGUUGCCCUUAAACUACCUUGAGUCAUGAAUCUCAGUGAGAAUCUGGUGAAAUCUUUGGGCCCUCCAGAAAAGAAUGUACAUAGGUGCAAAGUUGCAAUAUAACCUGCAAGGGCCCACGGACCCCUGGUUCCAUCUUGAGUGAUAACGAGGAAGAGGAAUCGUGGUUGCUCAUAAUCAAUAGUUGUAACAGGCACUUUACAUUUGAGACCAUUUCUCUGUGAUUCUCAGGAAGGCUAAGUCUCAACACCAGAGUUUGAACCAAGAUUUCGUUCUUUUCGUCCCUUAGAUUCUAUUUUGCUAGCAUGAUAUGCUUGUAUCCUAACGUUUGAUGAUUUUAAGUAUGGAGCACACUUUAAAAAGCUGGAAGGCUCUCCGAGAGAGUCUGUAGAGGAAUCCAAGAAGGAGGUGAAACCAUUAAUCUUUGACCACAGAGCAGGACAUCACUGUACCUCCAGGGCCCCAUUCUGGACCAGACUGAAAGUGAGGGAGAGAAAUUAUGUGCACAAGUGUUUCCCUUCACCGUGAUUUCUGGAGAGAACAGAACAGGACCUGGGAAGCACAGUACUUAACGGUCCUGACCUUGUGACUGCCUGGUUCUUUUGUUGUGCAGGAAAAUAAAGUUCUUACAUCUUCUGUGAAGUGUGCAAAAUAUACAAGCCAAAUUUCAAUCUUUAAACUUCAGCUGUGCAAUUCUCAUGAGCCAUUUCUUUCCUGUGCGCCUACAUGUGUGUCCUGUUUCAACCCAUUUCUUCCCAUUUCUGGGUUCUCUGCACACCGAUGUGGCAUCGAUUCUGUGGCCUUGUACAGUCAGCUUGUGUUCAGAUCAUUUAUCCCAUCAUGUCCCCGAUCAAGGGGACGUUAAUUACCUGUCUCUGUGAAUUAAGUAGCUUGUGGGCAGCACAUCAUUGAGGAACAUAAAUAAAGUCAUAGAGAGCUCACAGAAUUAAUAGCUCUGGCUUCAUUUCUGCUUUUGAGGUGCCAAUUUUAUAUACUACUAUAUGUAAUGAUUCGUUCUAAAUUGCUUGUUCCAUUUGAAAAACAAUUGUUUUAUGAAAAUAGCCAUGGAAAUUCCCUGACUGACCCACAUGCUUAUAGUUAGAAACUUCCUCCUUGAUGGAUUUGAACGAGAAGCUGGAAAACUUGGGCACAAUUGUCAUGGCUACGUUAUAUAUUUCUCCAAGCCAGAAGGUGUGUGUUAGCAGGCAGAAUGCAGCACUUUACGGAGCUGGAUUUCUUUUUAAGUCUAAGCUUCCAGGUCUAGGAUAUCUAUUUAGCACUUUGAACCUUCCCCUUUAAAAAAAGAAAAAAAAAGAAAUAUAUAUAUAUAUAUAUAUGAAUAAUCCAGUGGGAAAACUGUACUUCUAAAAACACAAAGUGUGUUUCUUCUGAAUGUUUCUAAGGUACUCUAAAAGACGGUUUCUAUAGAUAAUAUUAUGGUAGAUAACUGGAUAGUACAUUUAUUCUACUUCCUGAGGCUCUACAGUCUAAUCUUCCUGAAUGUUUGGGCUGUUUAACUUCUGUAAUGGUAAUCAAUAUUAUCCAGUCAUCCAUCAUGCUGUAUCUAUAGGCUGUACCAUUCAACGUGUCAGGCAAUGCUGUAUUAUAAAACACAUGCACAUGUAUAUGUAACCCAUGUUUUUAACCCAGCAUAGUUGUAGCAUGUGGUUGUAUUAAUGAACGUUACAGGACAGCUUUGCUAAUCAUUGACAAAUCUGUAACAUUCAAUAAAGAAGCACAUGUUGCCGGGAUUAAGUAAGUUCCCAAUUCCAUGUUAUUUAGCCUCCUCGUAAAAUGAGCACUUUUGUUCCUGAGCUGCUUUCUGUUUUUCACAAUCCUGUAGGCCACUAGGAAAUACGUGUAUAAGCUGAUGUACACCCUCUAACCAGCCCUGUGAGCCUUGGUAGGUGAAUUGUGUUUUGCGAAAGAUGAGCUGGCAUGUUAUGCAAAAGACUAUAUGACAAAUGAACUUAAAAUAAUAUUUUAAACUCCAGUUGAAUUAGCUGUUUGUUUACAUCUGCUAACCCCAUGUGGAAGCAGGGUACAGUAUUUUAUAAAUAUGUUCAUUUAGUAACACUGAUACGUUUGUUUCUAGAUGAAGUGAUGCUAGUGUGUAGGUGGUUAUAUAUGUUCUAGAUAUUGCAUUAUUACUCACUAUUCUUUAACAAUAGCAAUGUAACUGAAAUGAAGUAACCCUCCCCCAAAUCCAGUCUUAAUUUUGUGGCAACAAAAUGCAUGCACUGCUUUAUGCGUUUCUUUUGACUUUUUAAGGGCACUUAACAUUUUACUAUUGCCUGCUGUAGCACUUAAAAACCAGCUAGGAACUUGCUCACGCUGUUGGGCUGCUUACACUGUUUGGGGAUUAUGUUCAAUUUUUCAAAAUUAAAAACAAAAAAGUAACCAAGGGGUUUUUUUAAAUCUUUUUUUAAGCUCUGAACAAAUAAUGUGAAAGAAAGUAUUAACCACAGGGUGUAUAGCUAGGGGACCCAGAGAUGGCUGGCCAACAGCGGUCCAGGUGUUGAUGCAUCUGUGAUAUAGGAAAGACCCGUUUCUGAUUCUUUAGGGCCACUGGGUACAGAUUGUUAAAUGAGACGUGAGAGUGAGAAGUCCAUUGGUGACAAUGCAGAAAUCCACAGGUCAUGGUGAAUGAGUGGUCCAGUGAUGCUGGUGCCCUCCCUCCUACUUGGUGGCUUUUCUUACCUGUGUAUGAGCCUGGGCUGGGGGGAGAGCGAGGGGUGGGUGACUCCGUGUCUGAUCAAGAACUAGGUGAGUCUGAAGAGUUUGCCCUUUAAAGAAAUCACCAUGUCAUUAUCAGAAGCCAUUCCACAUCUGGAAAAGAGAGGAGCCAGUUUGCACAGUCUUAUAAAUGACUGUUCCUCAAACGGGUAGAGAAAACUUUUCUCUCAGCCUGCACUGGCCUAAGCUUUCGCUUCCUUUUACAUGUCAAACAUUCUCUUUCCCAGAUUGGGGUCAGCCAAAGAGGCUUUGGUUCUGAUUUAAGGAAAACAUGAUUUUUCUUUUCUUUUCUUUUUUAACGCACUUGAGAAGGUCCCCGCGUUACCUUUUCUCUGAGUUCCUUGCGCUGAUCGCUGCUAAUGAAAUCAAAACAUGACGAUUUCUACAUGUUGUCUAAGGAAGGAUUUCAGUGGCCACAUAAUCCACAUGGCAGUCAGAGUGAGGUGAAUUUUCCCUUCCCUAAUUCACCUUGUCUGCGGGUCCCCAUAAGCCUCCAGGCCCUUGCCUAUUUGCACAAUGUUUGUGAGCUGGAAAGCGAAAAGGGCACACGUGGCCACGAGUCCACGGGCUAUCUGCAGAGCAUCGAAACCAACCUUGACCCAGGCCUUCCUCAGGGACAGGCAGCCUGCUGAGAGCAUUGGGUUACAGAGGGAAGUUCAGCUUCACGCCUGAAUAUGCAUCCUUCGUCACCCCCUUAACUUUCCUUUCUCUUCGCCCAGCACAACAUGCUUUUUUGCCAGACCAACAGACCCUUGCUCCUAGUACCUCAGUACCCCAUGGAGCCAGGCACAAUAAGCUGAAACAGUGGCUACUUGGAGAAAGUCCAGCUUUCAGACUUUGUCCCGCCCUAAUCUUCCCGUUAACCAAGGCUGCUCCCCGUACUCUCCCCCAUGCCCCUGACUCAGCUGGCGUUUGAAUCCGCCCCUUCCAGUUCUUUGCCCGCCUGAAUCCCAAAAAGAGUCCCUCCUGUCUUCACCCCGGCUCCCCCCAGAUCAUCAGAACCAGCCAUCUGCAUCUAGACUGCGGGCUGCAACCUCAAAUAUAUGCAGGGGCUGGAGCCAGGACGCAAAUGUGCCCGUUGGAUGUUGAAAGACAACAGGAAGAAGUGGGGUUUGUAGGGCAUGAGAGAACACGUGUCCCGCUACAAAAACAUUCACAUUCAGACUUGUAAACACUCUGCUAGCCAAACAAAUGUGUCUGCCAGCAGCAUUCAGUCCCAACAGCACUAGUUUGGGACCUCUGAUUUAGGGCCAACCAGGAUCAUAUUCUUGAUCCUGACUUAGUGUAUACAAGAAAUACAGCGAGAACUGAGGCAGGGGCGGAGAGGAACUCACCCUAUUCAGGGUUAUUCCCGCUCUCCCGAAUGACGUAUGUGUGUGUAUUUGCUUAGCUGCAUCUUUCUGGACCCAAACGCAGGAUCUUUGUGAGGGAGAUUCAGAAGAAGAGUACCGUAGCAUUGUAUCGAGGCUUAUCUGCUUCCUGUCACUACAGCGUCUAACUUGAGUUUAUAUUGCUGUUUCUGCUGUGCAAAACAGUACAUGCAGUAUACUGUAUUCAUAAUCAUUUCAUAAUCUAGAACUUAGGCUCUCAUUUGUAAACAUUCUAACCAUAGUUUAUAAUGGGGGAAAUUCUUCAAAUAUCCUUUUUAAAUGAAUUCCUAUAAAUACAACAAUUUUGAAAUUGGGUUUGUUAAAUAUAUAUACAUCUUUUCCUUCUUUGUGUAUGGAUAGACAGCGGUUUGCAUAUCUAUCGACAUUAUAAAUAUAUAUAAAUCCUUAGAGGAAUUGUUCUUUUUUAAAGGUCUAUUAUUGGAUUCACAAUGCACUUUGAGCUUGUUUGUUUAGAUACAUAAUUCGAAGCAGAAGUUGGCAGAUACCAUGGGAAAAACUUUCUGAAAUUUCUGUAACAAAUGUUUUGCAAUAAAAAAAAAAAAACUUAGUAGUUUAAAACAUGA
Molecule: messenger RNA, 13070 nt
Organism: Felis catus (domestic cat)
Lineage: Eukaryota; Metazoa; Chordata; Mammalia; Carnivora; Felidae
Gene: TRPM3
Product: transient receptor potential cation channel subfamily M member 3
Exons: 27
Coding region: 879-6113 (1744 amino acids)
Biological process (GO): monoatomic cation transmembrane transport; protein tetramerization
Cellular component (GO): membrane
Molecular function (GO): monoatomic cation channel activity
Source: RefSeq, a predicted model, not a curated record